Leishmania braziliensis MHOM/BR/75/M2904 is the source of this 318-nucleotide messenger RNA. RefSeq lists its product as hypothetical. The record is from RefSeq and is a predicted model, not a curated record. The annotation marks the transcript as partial. NCBI's taxonomy places the organism in Eukaryota, Euglenozoa, Kinetoplastea, Trypanosomatida, Trypanosomatidae. The transcript has a single exon.
AUGGAGGAUGUGCUGGGAGGGGAGGAAAUGGCGAAACUGACGGCGCAUCCGGCCUUACAUGCCAUCGUGAAGGCCUACAGUCUCGAUGAACAGGCCAACGGCGGUGCCGCCGAGGACGGCGAGGACGCCAGUAAGGAGGGGGGCGCAGACGCGUACUACCAAGACGACGAUGCCGCGCUACUCGACGAAGAUGCUGAGGAGGCGGCAGAGGCAGAUCGGGAGGCGCAACAGCGCGACAUCCUACUCUACAAACGCCUGCUAGCCCACCAGCUGCACUGUGGCAGCAUUGCCCAGCACAUUCAGCAGCACGGGUUGCUG